This is a messenger RNA of Tuber aestivum (summer truffle), 772 nucleotides long. The record is from the annotation of a GenBank genome assembly. Lineage: Eukaryota; Fungi; Ascomycota; Pezizomycetes; Pezizales; Tuberaceae.
AAGGAGGUAACAAGAUGCAGUUGCACACCCGCCACUCUCUCCGUCUGUCAUCGCGAAACUUCCACGGAACUAGCGUGCGCUUUUCUGCUAGACGAAUCCCAAUUCCAUUCGAAACACACCUUCAACCCCCCCUGCACGUUACCGAAAAAUGUCCCCCGAGCUGUGUCUGCUCCCUCGAGAGCUUACCGAAAGAUCUAGAUAUCGAUAGGGCCACGUCGUUGAGGGGCACUAUGGCAAAUUAUUACCGCCAUUUGCUCGUCUGCACGGGCCGUUCGGAUUGGGCGUCAAGAGUCGAGCUGGAUGUUUCUGAGCCUGGUGGCGGACUGGCCGGGAAGAUCAAAGAGCUGACGGCAAUGAGGGGUGGGGGGAGGAAGGAUCUGAGGGAUCCGUUUGCGCCAACUUUGGUCACUAAUUCGUCCUUCGAGCGGGAACCGGGGGUUGAAGAAGGUCAAGGGGUAGCAUCGGCUUAUAUUUUCCCUAGCGGAGUUUACCUGCCAAAGAUUCCGGUUGAAGAUGAAGGCGUUGUUGAACUCGUGAGGAGGUUUUUAUUACCUGGUGGAGGAGAGGUGGAGUCCGGAUUGGAGAGCAGGGAGGUUUUGGAGACAGUCGUGCUUAUCUGUUCGCACAAUUCUCGGGAUACACGGUGCGGGCUUGUAGCGGAACCCUUGAAGAGACAAUUCGAGAAGGAGCUCGCGGAGAAGGGGGUACUACUGGAGGGUUAUGGGGAUGAGGAGGGGGGAGCCGGGAAGGCGCGGGUGGGUUUCACAAGUCA